UUCGAUGUCGUCUCUUGGGUGAUGAUCCUCCUCGUCAGCAUUCAAGUGGCCGUUUUUGCCAUCUUUCUCUUUGAGUGGCUCAGUCCGUCCGGCUACGACAUGGAGAUGAGACAUCCUAGAGACCACAAGUUCUCUCUGCUGCGAACGUACUGGCUCGUAUGGGCGAUACUUUUCGGUGCUGCGGUGCACGUGGACUGCCCAAAGGGCUACACUGCUCGCUUCAUGGCCAACACCUGGGCGACCUUUGCGGUGGUCUUCCUCGCCAUUUACACUGCCAACCUGGCGGCGUUCAUGAUCACCCGAGAGGAGUACCACGACUUCACUGGCAUCGAGGAUAAGAAGCUCGCCAAUCCGACGCACAGUGAUCCCCCGCUCAAGUUUGGCACCAUUCCCUUUGGCAAUACGGAGCAGGUGCUGAAGCGCAAUAAGCCACGCAUGUUCAAGUACAUGCUGCCCUUCAACAGGUCCAAGGCUAAUGAAGGAAUGGCCGCCAUCAAGAAGGGCGAACUGGAUGCAUUCAUCUACGAUGCAGUCGUCCUAGACCAUCUCGUUGGUGAAGAUAACGAGUGCGGCCUGCUGACCGUCGGAAGUUGGUACGCAAUGACGGGCUAUGGUUUUGCGAUGGCAAAAGACUCAAAGUACCUAGAGAAGUUCAACAAAAAGAUGAUUGAAUACAGAGAGAAUGGUGACCUGGAGCGACUGCGUCGGUACUGGUUCCAGGGGGCGUGCAAGUCGCAGAAGAACAAGCGCAACAUCUCCAAGCCGCUCGAUGUGAAUCAGUUCAUGAGCGCCUUCCUCCUCCUCGGCUGUGGCAUCCUCCUCACGGUGGUCCUCCUCGCGCUGGAGCACCUCUACUUUCGCUACUGUCGACACUGUCUGGCGAGGACGGAGAAGGACGCCUGCUUUACGCUCGUCAGCAUGAGCUUGGCCCGAUCACUUCGCUUUGGCCACCACAACAUGGACUUCCACGAUGAGUUCAUCUGCGAUAAUCGACACUGCGAGGACCGGCGACAGCGGACGCUGAAGGAGCUGCGUCUGGCGAAGUACCGCGUAGACACACUGGAGCGGCUCAACCCAGACAUGGUGCAGUACCUGGAGAACGCCGAAAAGAAGAAAGAGUCACUUAGCAGUAAACUGACGUACAAUCAAAACGAUAACCUGGCCUACUCUGCCGGCGAACAAGAAGAUCGAACAAUGGCGGAAAAGGCUAGCGGUAACGAGGGAGGGGAGAGCACCUCAAAGCGCCGCAAGGCCGACUUUGAGACCAUUCUCUAG
Molecule: messenger RNA, 1275 nt
Organism: Rhagoletis zephyria (snowberry fruit fly)
Lineage: Eukaryota; Metazoa; Arthropoda; Insecta; Diptera; Tephritidae
Source: RefSeq, a predicted model, not a curated record